UCAACAGUUGACAGCAAUUUAAAUAAUCGUAAAGAUACGGUUGAAAAAUCGCGAGUGUAUCUUUUCAACUAUCGCUGGCGAUUGAGAACUUAUUGCAGUAACGCUAAAAUGCAAAAUUCUGACAACAGAGAAGAAAAUUCACAGAAAGAAAUUGGUUUUAUUACCCCUUUUCAAAAUAUGAGCCUGAACCAAAGCUUAAACGACAGUACCUUCGAAAACGCCUUAUCUGCAUCCCAAUUCACAUACCACAGCUUAAUGGAGGAAUGUACACACGGAAAAGAAGCUAAAUCAAGCUUACUGACAUCUGGAAAACCUAAUACUUUUAUGUCGAGCAGCACACACUCAAUACCGAGUCUUGUAAAUUCAGGUAACACAAUGCUGCCCUUUGACCAUAUUUGGAUAGCUCAACUUUGUACCUGGCUUCACGCCCGAGGGCUUCAGCAUUACGGUGCGACUUUUCCAAAUCUCUUCACCAUUGAAGUCUUCCACUGUCCACGAAGUAAAUUCGUUGAAGAAUGCGGACACAUUGACGGUCCUCACAUUUAUGACGCUAUUCAAUUGCUAUAUUGGAUCCACAGAAACAGUUUUGGACAUCUUUGGCAUCAGCUUUCUGGAUUUUCCUUCCAAGAUAUUACUUCUUUUUCUAAAAAAGACCUAACAUCUAUUUGCGGUCGCAACGAUGGGCUUCGUUUGUACUAUGCAUUGAAAGUAAAACUCACCAUUUACUGCGCUUUGGAAAACAAUGAGAAUGAGCAUUACGUUUGGAAAGUUAUAUCCCUGAGAAAAGUAACUGUUGAAGAACUGAUAAAGCAACUUACUGCUAAAUUUGAUUUGCCACAGAAUCAGAUUCAAUCGACAAAACUUAUAGAAACUCUUGGAAUUCACAUUGUACUAGACGAUGAUUUGUUGAGCCGAUUUAAAAACGGCACUGAAUAUGUCAUUCAACUAGUUCCAGGUCAAAAAUCUGGAUUUUCUGAACUACGUUUCAAGCCAUACUGUGGAUAGGUAUAUAAUUAGUUAAGUAUUACCCACAAAUGAUGUGAGAAGCAAAUUUGUGAUUAUUAUGAACAAAGUAGGUCUAUAGAGUUUAUAUAUUUUAAUAUUACAACACUUGUUUAUUUAUACUUAAAACAGCACUCGUUAAAUAAAGUUACAUAAGAAAAGUAUACCACAUUAAUUAAUAUUUUCAACUUCUCGCUUUAAAAAUCAAUGAUUUUCAUCAAUUAGGAAGUUAUUGGUUUCGACCGAAUUUUUAAAAAUGGAAUUCUUAUCCUCAUCACGUUUUGAGAUUUUAGGAAGUAGUUCUAACUGUUUUCACCAUGAAUAUUACUAUGUGUGUAACCCUUGUAACUUUUGAAAAAUUUGAGCGAUCAUAAUGCGGUGUACGGUAUUCAGAAGAGUUCUAUUGGUAUUAAAUUUCAUGUAAGUUUGAAUUAAUUAAAAAAAAAAAAAAAAUGUUAUUUCGAGAUAACUUUAAACUAGAGUAUCGAUCGAUUCCAAAAUCUUAUCGGCUCUUAAUCUAAAAAAAAAGUUCGAUUAUAGCAAACUGCAUCAAAAUUGGUAAAUUCGUUCAAAAAAUAUCACUGUAAAAAAAUUAAAAA
This is a messenger RNA of Cotesia glomerata, 1601 nucleotides long. RefSeq lists its product as uncharacterized. Gene Ontology annotation, biological process: regulation of transcription by RNA polymerase II. The record is from RefSeq and is a predicted model, not a curated record. Gene Ontology annotation, cellular component: nucleus. Bases 109 to 1005 code for a protein of 298 amino acids. Gene Ontology annotation, molecular function: DNA-binding transcription activator activity, RNA polymerase II-specific; RNA polymerase II cis-regulatory region sequence-specific DNA binding. The transcript is spliced from 5 exons. Lineage: Eukaryota; Metazoa; Arthropoda; Insecta; Hymenoptera; Braconidae.